Messenger RNA from Selaginella moellendorffii, 11019 nucleotides. Its product is annotated as E3 ubiquitin-protein ligase UPL1. The record is from RefSeq and is a predicted model, not a curated record. Gene Ontology annotation, molecular function: ubiquitin-protein transferase activity; protein binding. The transcript has 15 exons. The coding region runs from base 198 to 10838 and encodes 3546 amino acids. Gene Ontology annotation, biological process: protein polyubiquitination; positive regulation of protein catabolic process; proteasome-mediated ubiquitin-dependent protein catabolic process. Lineage: Eukaryota; Viridiplantae; Streptophyta; Lycopodiopsida; Selaginellales; Selaginellaceae.
UUGAUUAGAGGGAGUGGCACAAGUGCGCUUUUUUCGACCGCCGUAUAGGUCUUCCACUGCGCUUAGGCUAGGUUUUGAUGCCCAGGGCGCUCUAGGCGGGGCGCUGGGAGCAGCUCAUGGAGCCCUAGAAGUCGAUCGAUCUGGUCGCGGGGGAGCUAGAAGAAGCUGGGAUUCGCGAGGGUUUGCGAGCUUCCAGGAUGAAGGUGAAGAGGAAGAGAGGCGCGGAGACGCCACCGCGAAUCCGUUCGUUCAUCAAUAACGUAGUGAGCACGCCAUUGGAGAGCAUACACACUGUUUUGAGCAGCUUUUACUGGGAUUUUGAGAAGGGAGAUUUUUUCCACUGGCUGGAUUUGAUCAACCAUUUUGAUAGUUUCCUGGAGAAGUUUGUGACGUCGAGGAAAGACCUACAGCUUGAUUUAGAGGGUAGCGAUGAGAGUGACGUCCCCAAAGAGGCUGUUUUACAAGUUCUUCGGGUCACACGGUGUUUACUAGACAACUGCGUCAACAGGUCUUUCUACAACUCCUUGGAGCACCUGACUGUGCUGCUAGCGUCGACCGAUCCAGACAUUGUUCUUGAUACGCUUCUAACACUCGCAUCCUACGUAAAGAGGCCGGCACAGGUUGCAAGAGCUUUUCGGGUGCACAGGGAUCCGGUCAUGAAUGGGAAGCUGUUUUCCUUGUCGCAAGGUUGGGGUGGAAAGGAGGAGGGACUCGGCCUGUUGGCUUGCACGAGUAGCAGUGGGUGCGACGCAGAGGCUUGCAGAUUAGGAUCUUUCCUACAUUUUGAGUUCUACAAGGAAGGGGAAUCCCGCGACUCGAGUGCAUCGGGGCUGCAAGUUAUUCACAUUGAAAACCUUCAUCAGUAUCCAGGAAGUGAUCUUCAGGUGUUGAAGGCGUUGGUGGAGCAGUACAAGGUUCCAGACAACCUGAAGUUCUCGCUGCUGACUAGAAUUCGGUUUGCUCGUGCGUUCUCCAUCCUUGAGACACGGAGACAGUAUGUCCGCAUACGGCUCGCGGCAUUCACAGCUUUGAUACAGUCGAAUCCCGACCACGAGGACCUUGCUGCAUUCUUCGUGAACGAGCCGGAGUUUGUCAACGAGCUGGUUUCACUGCUCUAUCACGAAGAUGAAGUGCCUGAGGAUGUCCGGAUGUUGGCUCUGGGUGCCUUGGCUGGGAUGUCGAUGGAUCGACCACGUCAGGCUGCCGUUUACAGCGUGCUUACUGCGGGUGGGAAUUGUGGGAUCAUACCGACACUGGUGCAGAAGGCUGUAGCGUCGCUAGCAAGCACAACUCCCCACUACUCGCUGAAUUUCGUAGAAGCUCUUCUUCAGCUCGUGUCCGUACUGGUCUCAUCUUCUUCCGGUUGUGCGGCACUCCGAGAAGCCGGGUUGAUUCCUAUCCUUCUGCCGCUGUUGAAGGAUACCAACAGGAGACACAUACAUUUGGUGAUUCUGGCUGUGCACAUUCUAGAGGCUUUUAUGGACUAUAGCAAUCCAGCGAGCACGCUCUUCAGGGACUUAGGUGGUUUGGAUGAUACCAUCUUUAGGCUGAAGGUCGAAGUUAGUGCUUUCGAGGAUGUCUCGGGUGCUAGGCAAGAAGAAGCAUCCUCGUCCAAAGGAAAGGCUCCAAUCAGCGAAGACGCAGGUCCAACGCACGACAUCCCAUACCAUCACAGGGUUCUGCUCAAGGCACUGUUACGCGCGAUAUCUCUUGGCACUUAUGCACCGGGUGGUAAUGCAAGACUUCAUGGUUCAGAGGAGAGCUCGCUGCCGUUUUGUCUGAGUACCAUUUUCAAGCACGCAAAGCUGUUUGGUGGCGGGGUGUUUUCGCUUGCGGCAUCGGUUAUGAGCGACUUGAUACACAGGGAUCCAACUUGCUUUCCGUCGCUGGACAAGGCAGGACUCCCUGGUGCGUUUCUUGAUGCCAUCACCAGCGGCGUCCUUCCGUCAUCGGAGGCUAUCUGCUGCAUUCCAACUAGCCUCGACGCGAUUUGCCUUAACAACGCCGGACUGGAAGCUGUCAAGGACCGUGAUGCUCUUCGGUGUUUUGUCAAGAUAUUUACGUCGAAGAUGUACUUGAAAGCUCUGGCCAACGACACACCGGGAUCCUUGGCCUCCAGCCUGGACGAACUCAUGCGUCACGUCCCAGCUCUGCGGGCUCUUGGUAUAGACGUCUGCAUCGAGAUUUUGAGAACGAUAGCUGCGAUGGGAGGUGCGGUAGACGUUGACACACCCGUGCCUAUGGAUACUGACGGUGGUGAAGAAAAGCAACCAUCGGAGGACCCGGCACCCGAGACUUCAAGCUCAACCGCAGAAAGCUCGCUUUCCGAGUAUAUCAACAACUCGGUUCGGCUUUUAGAGACAGUGCUCCAGAAUGCGGACACAAGCAAGCUGUUUAUUGAGAAGGGUGGGAUUGAGGCAUUGCUGCAGCUCUAUACUCUACCGGAUUUGCCUGUCUCAUUCGGAGGAUCUUCUACGGCACACAACAUGUCGGUUACCUUCAGGGCCUUCCCUCCUCAACACGCAGCGACGCUGACGAAGUCUGUGUGCAAAGUACUCCGGGAAGAUCUUAAGGUUACUCUGGCACUUCUCGAGUCUAUAGCAGGUAGCCGUAUCUUUGAGUUGGAGACAGGUCUGAAGAUGAAGGUUCUAAGGAGCCUGUCCGCAACGGAGUGCUUUUUAUCGCUGUCUGCAGUCUUGGUGAGAAGUUCACCUGUGAUGCUGGCCGAAUUGAGCACAGGGGAGGCUGAUAUACUGCAUGACAUAGGACGGGUGCAUCGGGAAGUUUUGUGGCAAGUCUGCCUUGCCAGCGAAGGGAAGACAGAGAGCAAGAAGGAAGUGGAUGAAGCUUCGGCCAGUGCAGCAAGCUCCUCUUCUGCGAGGGAAAACGAAGAAGACCUGGAAAGCUUGUUCUCCGUUGGUGGAACGGACAGACAAACAGCGGUUCGUAGUGGUCCAGCUGACUGGGGGAUAGGUGCAGAUUUUUUUGCUCCGGUUCGAACAGACAGCCUUCACCGCCGAUCCUCGAGCCGUCGUGAGCCUGUCAGUACCGCCGAGGCUCUCUCACAGAUUGCACGAAUGGGUCGACUUGCACGGCAGGGCAUAACUUCGACAAACAUAGAAGUUGACACCGUUGUCGAGCAACCUCCAGUGCAGGAGUCCUCGAAGAGAAAGUCGCCGGAGGUGUUGAACUACGAGAUGGUGAUGAAGCUUGUUUUGGCAGCGCGAAGCUUGUAUCUGGCUCUGGGCAAGUCUAUGGUGAUACCUUCACGCCGGCGUGACGAUCUUGCGACGAUGAGCGUUCCUGCUAAGUCUGUGGCUUCGGGCAUUGCGAAGGUGUUUCUGGAGAACUUGUCAUUUGAGCCAGCCGGGGGAAGUCCGACUGUCAGAUGCCGAUACUUGGGGAAGGUUGCCGAGGAUAUACAAGCCGUUCUUUUUGACAGCCGGAGGAAGACGUGCAAUACAGUCUUGGUGAACAGGCUUUACGUUUAUGGCACCUUCGCACAUCUGUUGGAGACGUUUGAAGAGGUUAGCGAGCUGUUAUGGACAGUCGGGUUUGGCAACAUGCAAGCAGAGAACGGGAAGGAAGCCGAAGCUUCGGAUCAGAAGUCCGAAAGUCAUUCUUGGCUGUGGAACACCUUGCACAGCUACUUAAAGCUUAUAGAGCAGCUGGUUACGUCCACAACCUUGUUAAGUCCGAUAUCGGUAACACAUUUGCUCGUGCAGCCGGUUCAAGACGCACCGAUAGCAGCUCCCAAGGACGUGGAACAGUUCGUGCAGAGUAUGCAGAUGCAAGCACUCAACGCCAUUCUUCCCGUCUGGAACCAUCCCAGCUUUGCUGAAUGCAACACGACGUUUAUAACGUCUAUCGCUGGUAUUAUCCGACAAAUCUACGCGGGGGCAGGGGAUACCAAGUCCAGAAGCUCUUCGGGUGGUGCGAAUCCUCGUCUCGGUCCAGCACCAGACGAGGCAUUGAUCUCGACAAUAAUGGAGAUGGGAUUUCCACGUGCUAGAGCGGAAGCAGCACUAAGAAAUUCUGAGGCCAGCAGUGUGGAGCUGGCGAUGGAGUGGCUGUUCACUCAUCCGGAGGAGGUGACUCAGGAGGAAGAUGAGCUCGCUCGGGCAUUGGCUCUUUCUCUUGGCAACGCCGACGGUGAAGGCGAAGCAGGGAAGGCCACCGAGAUGACUGCGGAGGAAGAAGAAAUCGUACUGCAAAUGCCAGACGUGGAAAAGAUGGUGAACACGUGCGUCAACAUCUUGCAGAUGAAGGACGCGGUGAUCUUCACCCUCACGGACUUACUGGUGACUAUCAGCAAUUACAGCAGCGGCCGGGACCGUCCUUUAGUGGUAUCCUUCCUCGUGGAGCAACUGAAGCGGUGUCAUGCCGAAGGUGCUGAUUGGAACCGGCUAUCGACUGUCUCUCACUUGAUGGCGCUGGUCUUAACUGAAGAUACUCCUGCCCGGGAGGUUGCUGCAAAGAGUGGACUUGUCGGCACCAGUUUGGAAAUCCUGGCCUCCUACAAUGAUACCUCCUCGGAAACCCCAGUGUGGGUGACAGCACUGUGUUUGGUCCUGGAUCAGAUGCUCCAGGUGAAAGUGAACACUGACUCGACGCCUGCUAGCAACGCAAGCUCGAGCUCUAGUGGUGGUGAAGCUCAGGAUCAAACACCUUUUGCAUCCAUCUUGGGAAAGCCUGCGGGAUAUAUGACGGACGAAGAGCGAGAGAAGUCAAUGGCCGUGGUUUGCAGGUUGCUGCACAUGCCUCUGAUGCCCAUGCCUUUGCAAGCGGUCUUGCAGCUAUGUGCAAGGUUGACGAAAGUCCAUGCCAUGGCACUGCAGUUUCUCGACGGUGGGGGGCUCACUGCACUGCUGGAUAUUCCUCCGGCCAACUGGUCUGGUUUUGAUGAGGUUGCUGGUGCAAUUAUCCGGCACCUUAUGGAGGAUCCUCAGACGCUUCUCCUGGCUAUGGAAUCGGAAAUACGGCACUGCUUUACAGUUGCUGCUCGGCAGAAUGGACGCGUCUCUCCGCGCCUUUUCUUGUCAACUCUGGCGCCUGUCCUGACCCGUGAUCCAGCGAUGUUUAUGCAAGCCGCGGCAAACGUUUGUCAGCUGGAUUCUAGUAAUGGUGGAAGGCUUACCAUCACUCUGGCGAAGGAAGAGCGAGAGAAAGAGAAGGACAAGGAGAAGGCCACGGAGAAGGGGAAGGAAAAAGAACGACAAGGCAGCCGGGGCGAGGUGGCAGCCAGGAUCCAGGACAGAGGUGGUAAAGGCCACAAGCGAGUUCCUCAUAGCUUCUCCCGCGUUAUUGAUCAGCUGCUGGAAGUGAUUCUGCAUUAUCCUUCUGGCAAAGGUGGUGAUGGUACGUCAAUGGAGAUAGACAAGAAGCUGGAGAAAACAUCAUGUGAAACUGAAGCACUGCUUGAAGCGGCUGGUCGUGCGGCGGCGGGGAAAGUGAGCUUCAUUCUCAAACUGAUGACGGAGAUACUUUUGAUGUAUUCUUCGUCUGUCAGUGUUGUGCUGCGGAGGGACUCGGAGAGUAGCCAGGGCAGGGGUCCGUCACAGGCAGGAGCUGAGGCUGUAGGCCAUGGUGGACUUCUAUAUCACAUUGUUCACAGGAUUCUACCCGAAGGAAUUCACCAAACGCCUGCGGACGUUGUUGAAGUCGGGAAGCUUUCUGAGAGGGCUGCAGCUUUUCUGAGAGCUGUCUGCGUGCGGUCUGGUGAAGGAAGGCGGAGGGUGCUCAACGAAAUUGUGAAGGCGUUGAAUAUGGCUACUCAGGCACCUUCAGGAUCACAGUCUUCACAACCGACCAUCAAGAGGAUCCAUGCAUUCGUCAACUUGAUCAUCUCAAUCUUGCUUUCGCCGUCAACUGGAAAUCCUCAGACCUUGGGAUUCUCCACUGACAUGUCGAAGGCAAUGGUUGACGCAGGAAUGGUGCGGUCCCUGACGAAUAGUCUCCAGGCGGUUGAUUUGGACCACCCCGAUGCUAACAAGGUUGUCAACGUCGUCCUUAGAGCAUUGGAGGUGUUGUCCCGAACUGGAAGCAGUUUGGAGCAGCCUGCCGGGGUCGAGGGUGGCAAUCAGAAGGAAGGAGAUGCGCAGCAAUCUGCAAGUGAAAAUCCACUGCAGCUGCAGCACGAUGGUGAGAUAGCUCAACACGCUGAUCAACAAGAGCAGCUCAACAGUUCGUCCAUGGCCGAGGACACGAGGCAGGAGCGUGACAAUCCUCGCGCUGAGGCUGAAGUUUUCAUGCAGGAGGUUGGCGAGGUGCUCAAUGACGCUGGAAGAGGGAUGGUUUUCCGGGUGAACUCUGGAGCAGAUGUAGGGGAUGAGGAGGAAGAAGAGGAAGAUGAGAUGGAAGUUGACGAUGGGGAGGAAGAGGAAGAAGAUGAGGAGGAAGAGGAAGAGGAGGAUGAAGAUGCUGAAGGCAACGACGGUGUUCCUCACAUGUCACCUCCGGAUACUGAUGUAGAGGACCAGGACAACAGCCUGAGCGAUGACUUCGAAGACAUGGGCGACCUCGAUGAUGGUGCCUGGCAGGGAGAUCGGGUGAUUGAAGUUCGAUGGACUGAUGGACUGACGGGCCUCAACCACGUUCACGUACUCGGCCAGAGCAACAGGAACACGGUCGAUCUACAUGUGGAGACGUUCCAGAACAUGAGCAUGGACGACAUUUUUGGAUCUUUCAGACAGUCGAGGGGUGCGGACAGAUCCCGUGUCGGGACGUAUCGAUCAGGUGCUUCCAACGGCGUGCCGAGAGGAGGUGCUUCUCGUCAUCCACUUUUGGUGCGACCAUCUCAAGGGACUGGGCCUGGAGUGUCGACUGCCUCGCUAUGGAGUGGCAACACUAUCAGAGACGUAGAAGCUUUGCUGGCGGGUAAUUCUGAAGGUACUCGGAUAUUCAUGACGGAUCAAGUCACCGAUGCGUUGUUUGGAGAACGGGGAGCCUUGCAACCUGCUCAGAUACUGGACGCGUCCAUGGACCCCAUGCUACUGAUGGGACGUAGAGGUGGCAGGAGUGAAUCGCGUCUUAGCAGUUGGACGGACGACGGGCAAACGCAGUCAGGAACUCAAUCAACAGCUGUUGCUCAAGCAGUCGAAAGUGCCUUCGUUGCACGGCUUCAAGCGUUGGCUACGUCUGAUGAUCAGCCAGAAGCUGCAAGACAAGCUGGUACCGAAGCACCAAGUGCUGAGCCGGCUGCAAAUGCAGUUGCAGCUGAUGCUCCUGCUCAGGAGACGCAAGCUACUGGGGACGCAGAGCGCCGGGAACCUUCGGGUAUUGCUUGUCAAACAGAUUUAGAUAUGGCGGUACAGGAUGUCCCAGCCGGUCAGAACUCUGAACGAAGCCAAGAUAGUGGAGGAAGCGGUGCAACUCUUGGUGAAAGUUUGAGGAGCCUGGAAGUCGAGAUUGGUAGUGCCGAUGGCCGGGAAGAGAAUGAUAGGCAAGUUCACUCUGAACGGCUCGGUGCGGAAGAAAUGAUUCCAGCUCGUGGUUUGGAAUCGGCUAGUAGGGAGGCUCACAUGGAAGUUGACGAAGACCUGGACAAUGUUGUCAGCCAGCAAGCGCAAGCGACUGUGCAGGAGGAUUCAGUUCAGGCGCAGGCUACAGAUCAGCAGGAUGCUGGGGAAGAGAUCACGGGAAGAAAUGAUGCAAGCUCUAUCGAUCCGAGGUUUUUGGAGGCUCUUCCCGAGGAUUUACGAGCAGAAGUUUUGGCUUCCCAGCAGAACCAGAGUAGCAGAAACAACGUUGAAAAUCAUCCGACUCCUCCCACUGAGGAAAUCGAUCCGGAGUUCCUGGCUGCGCUACCUCCCGAACUUCAAGCUGAAGUGCUUGAGCAGCAGCAGGCUCAGCGCAUCUUUCAAAGUCAGCAAGUUGAAGGUAGACCAGUGGACAUGGAUAGUGCAUCAAUAAUUGCCACUUUCCCGGCUGAAUUAAGAGAGGAGGUGUUGCUGACAUCAUCGGACGCUGUUUUAGCUGCGCUGUCUCCUGCGUUGCUUGCCGAGGCACAGCUGCUUCGGGAAAGAGCCAUGGCCAACAUUCCGACAAGAAACCCGUUCGGGGGACCUAGGCUUACUGCGAGGAGGACGAACGGCAUUGAUAGGGGCGUCAGUGCGGGAAUGUUUUCAGUUGGUCGCAGAUUACCUUCUGCUCGAAGCUCGGGUUCUGCUUCUGGUCCAAAAGAGCCCGAAGGGAAGGCUUUGGUGGAUGAGCAAGCUGUGAAAACGCUAGUUCGGCUGUUGCGCUUAGCACAGCCAUUGAUUAAAGGUCUACUGCAAAGGUUGCUUUCGAAUCUUUGUGUCCAUAGUGGAACCAGGUCUGCAUUGCUCCGUCUUCUAUUGGACAUGCUCAGGCCAGAAUCGGAGGGAUACUGUGCAGCCAUAUCAGCUGAUGGUGCGCCCUCUCAGAGGCUUUAUGGCUGUCAGUGGAACGUCGUGUAUGCACGCGCUCAGCUGUCGGAUGGAAUUCCACCGCUUGUUUCUCGUCGAGUAUUGGAAGUACUGACACAUUUAGCACGUAGUCAUACCUCUGUAGCAAAGUCUCUACUAUACCUGGAGCAGGAACCAUCAGAAAGAGGAAACGAAGCUGCUGAUAAGGGAAAGGAGAAGAUGUAUGAGAAUCCGUCUUCUUCGACCGCGAGCGAUAUACAACCGAAGUAUAUACCGAUAGUUUUGUUUUUAAAACUGCUGGACAGACCACUCUAUUCUCGCAGCAGCCAACAUCUCGAGCAAGUUCUUGGCUUGCUAGAAGUAGUCACGAGUUGCACUGGUAUGGACAGUGAUGCGAUUGACAACUCAAAUGGCCUUCCUUCGGAUACUCAGCCAUCGGAUGCUCCUCAAGAGACAUCUUCUGAGUCACCUCAACAGCAACCGGAGAACCCGCCAAGUCCAUCGAUUACUUUGAGUAAAACGGAAGCUGAUAUUCUUUCAAAGUUGCCAAAGAAUGAGCUCUGCAACAUGUGCAGACUUUUGGCACAGGAUGGGUUAUCUUCUGUUUCAUAUUCCCGUGUUUCCGAAGUGUUGAAGAAACUAUCGGACGCUGUUCCGUUGCACCGUCGACUGUUUAUUUCAGAACUGGCAGACGCAGCUCAUAAACUUAGUGUCCCGGCCGUCAAUGAGCUGCGGUCGCUGGCGGACAAUAUUUCCGGUGGAAGCUCUUCGGCUGGAACUGCAAUUUUGAGAGUUUUACAGGCUCUUAGCGCCCUUACAAACCGGGACGCUAAAGCAGACGAGCUCCAGGACAUCAUACGCGAGCUUAACGUCGUUACGGAACCAUUGUGGCAGCAACUCAGCAUAUCCAUAGGAAGGAUAGAAAGCAGGCUUACUACGAGUUCGUCUUCAAGCAUUGUAGGUGCUUUGGGGGCCGUCACCUCUCCACUUCCCCAAGGGUCUCAGAAAGUGCUGGAUUUUGUGGAGGCGUUUCUGGUUUUGUGCGAGAAGCUGAGACCACAGACCGAGGGAACAGGGAUUGAUCUAGAAUCACCACCAAGCAGCACGUCCGAUUGGGCUCACACUGGCAGUUCGAGUUUCAAGUUGACGAAUAGACCCGACGAAAGAGGCUUGAACUUUAUACGGUUUGCGGAGAGGCAUCGUCGGCUUUUGAACGCCUUCUUGCGGCAAAAUUCGGGCUUGCUGGAGAAGUCUUUCUCGCUUCUACUCAAGACUCCCAGGCUUAUCGACUUUGACAACAAACGAGCCUACUUCCGAUCAAGGAUCAGGCAGCAACACGAGCAACAGCACUUCGGACCUCUUCGGAUUUCGGUCAGGAGAGCCUACGUGCUGGAGGACUCGUAUAACCAAUUGAGAAUGCGGACUCCUGAUGAAGUGAAGGGGCGGCUUACAGUGCAGUUUCAAGGGGAAGAGGGAAUAGAUGCGGGUGGCUUGACCAGGGAGUGGUACCAGCUGCUUUCACGGGUUAUCUUUGACAAAGGAGCGCUUCUGUUUACGACCGUGGGGAACGAGUCCACUUUCCAGCCCAACCCGAACUCGGUGUAUCAGACGGAACACCUUUCGUACUUCAAGUUUGUUGGCCGUGUGGUUUCUAAGGCGUUAUUUGACGGGCAGCUUCUGGAUGUCUACUUUACUCGAUCGUUUUACAAGCAUAUACUUGGCACCAAGGUGACAUAUCACGACAUUGAAGCUGUUGAUCCCGACUACUACAAAAACUUGAAGUGGCUCCUUGAGAAUGAUGUGAACGACAUCCUUGGGCUAACAUUCAGCAUCGACGCGGAUGAAGAGAAGCACAUUCUUUACGAAAAGACUGAGGUGACUGACCACGAGCUGGUUCCUGGAGGCCGAAACAUCCGAGUGACGGAAGAAAACAAGCACGAGUAUGUGGAUCUCAUCGCGGAGCACAGAUUAACCACGGCGAUCAGACCCCAAAUCAACGCCUUCUUGGAAGGCUUUAAUGAGCUGGUCCCCAGAGAGUUGAUAUCCAUCUUCAACGACAAGGAACUGGAGCUCCUCAUCAGUGGUCUGCCUGAAAUAGAUUUGGAUGAUUUGAGAGCCAACACCGAGUACACGGGCUACAGUAGCGGUUCCCCAGUGGUGCAAUGGUUCUGGGAAGUGGUACAAGACUUCAGCAAGGAAGAUAUGGCUCGGCUUUUGCAGUUUAUUACGGGGACAUCCAAGGUCCCACUGGAAGGCUUUAAGGCACUGCAAGGCAUCUCAGGGCCUCAAAAGUUUCAGAUUCACAAAGCUUACGGUGCACCGGAGCGUCUCCCUUCGGCUCACACAUGUUUCAACCAGCUCGAUUUGCCGGAGUACUCGUCCAAAGAUCAAAUGCACGACCGGUUGCUCCUGGCGAUCCACGAAGCGAGCGAAGGAUUUGGAUUCGGCUAAAGUGGCUUGUCGCAGGAGUAUGUGUAAAAUAAGCUUUCUUUUCUUCCCGAGGUGGUGCAUUGCCGGACGAAAUUUUUUUUUUCCUUCCCUUCUUGCUUUGUUCCUCUUAUCUGUAUAUACACAGCAUUUUGCUUCCUUGAAAAGGAACAACUAGAAUAAAUUAGCAAAUGCCAAGGGUAUA